GCGUCAAAUUAACGGAGAACUGGAGUUCGCCGUUCGGAUUUUCGGAACCACGACAGUUAUCUUGUAUUUUUUCGUCGGAUUUAUUUACGAUUUUCAUUCUUGAUUUUUGACAAUUUAGUAUUCACACUUAUACCACAUGUAGUGAGCAUUGAUUAAAUAUGACAAAGUUCACACUUCAAUACUUCACAGACAAUCUUAAGUUUAAAAACUAUGAAGCCGAUUAUCCAAUAGAAUACAAAGUAGACACGUAGUUAAAAUCUAUUCAAUUUCAAAUCGAAUUACUAAUAAAUCAAUUCCAAAUACGUACCCACAUAAUACAAAAUUCUGUUGAGCGGAGUGAAUUGUGAAUCGUUCUAUUUAUAAUUCCAUUGCCCAGUUGGCGGUAUUCAUUGCGUAAAUAAUUAAUAAUUUUGAUGAUAAAUGUGGACAUGUAACAUUUUGGUUACUGAUAAACUAUAAUGAAGAAAAAUUUUUUGAAAAGUAGCGUUGAAAACGCAUCACUCAACAUACUCUUGCAAGUUGCAUUUCGAUGCCUAACAUUUGUGAUAAAUGCUUUUGUCUUGCGACACGUCUCUCAAAAUGAAUUGGGAGUUACAAAUGUCCGUUUAUUGUUACUUGAAUCGACAAUUUUAUUUUUGAGCAGAGAAGCAUUUCGCCGUGCUUGUUUAACAGAUACCUUGCAUCACAAUUGGCUCAAGGUCAUCAAUCUCAUUUGGUUCUCUGUACCAUUAUGUGCAGUUAUUUGUGGAAUAUGCGGUUAUAUUUGGCUUCGAUUGUUAAGCCAACCUGACAUUACUGUUACUUCUUAUUAUGAAUUUGGUGUAUGGUCAAUUCUCACAAGUUGUAUCAUUGAACUAUGCUGCGAACAGUUAUAUAUUGUAGCUCAAGCAUUCUUAUUUGUCAAGUUGCAGGUUGUGUUAGAAAUAAUAAACAUUGCUGUUCGUACAAUUGUUUACACUACGAUGGUGUUGUAUUGGAAUGGUCAAAAUGCUGUACUAGCAUUUUCAUUUGCACAACUUGCAUCAGUCAUUGCAUACACAAUGUCAUUUUACAUAUACUUUUGGUAUUAUACAAAAAAAAACAAAAAAGAUUUUCCAUUCAAAACCAUGUGGGAAUUUUUCCCAAAUUUUACUGGAAAAAAAUUGUCGGAAUGUAUGGAUUUUUCUCUACUUAUGUUGUUGUGGAGUUUCUUGAAACAAGGAUUUAUGAAACAACUAUUGACUGAUGGUGAACGUUAUGUAAUGACAUUUUUUAAUACAUUAAAAUUUGAUCAACAAGGCGUGUACGAUGUUGUCAAUAAUUUGGGAUCAUUAGCUGCUAGGUUUUUAUUCAAACCUGUAGAGACAGCGGCAUACUUCUAUUUUAGUCAACUUGUUCAAAGAGAAGUGCCAAUCCAAACGCAAAUAAAACAGGAUUCUAACCGCAUAAAAGAAGCAGCUAGUGUUCUGGAAUGUCUGUUACGUGUCAAUAGCUCUAUUGGUUUAGUUGCACUAUCUUUUGGACAAGCAUAUGCAAAACUAGCAUUAUUUCUCUAUGGUGGAUCAACGUUAGUUACUGGAAUUGGACCAGUUCUGUUACAAAUGCAUUGUUUGGCCAUUCUAUUUUUGGCCGUUAAUGGCAUCACUGAAUGCUAUGCGUCAGCUACCAUGAACGUUUCCGAAUUAAACAAAUACAAUUUGGAAAUGAUUAUAUUGUCUGUGAUAUUUUUGUUUAUUUCUCUGUUAUUUUCUACACUUUUUGGCGGAAUUGGUUUUAUCUUUGCAAAUUGCUGUAAUUUCACAUUUAGAAUCAUUCAAUGUGGUCGUUACAUUCUAUCUCAAUAUAAAGGUACAACUUAUAAUCCACUCAAUGGAUUAAGGCCAAAAAAAUCAUUUAUUUGUUGUUUAAUGCUGUCAACUAUUGUUACAAUGUAUUCUGAGGCAAAAUAUUAUGAAGAAAACAAACUUACACAUGUUAUAAUAGGAGGUGCAAUGUUUCUACUAACAACAUUAGUUUGGUUGUAUGAAGAAAUGUCCACGUUUAGGUUUUUAACUAAAGUCUAUUGCUCAAAGCACAAUUAA
This is a messenger RNA of Myzus persicae (green peach aphid), 2060 nucleotides long. RefSeq names its product protein RFT1 homolog. Bases 459 to 2060 code for a protein of 533 amino acids. The transcript is spliced from 10 exons. Gene Ontology annotation, biological process: glycolipid translocation; dolichol-linked oligosaccharide biosynthetic process. Gene Ontology annotation, cellular component: endoplasmic reticulum membrane. The record is from RefSeq and is a predicted model, not a curated record. NCBI's taxonomy places the organism in Eukaryota, Metazoa, Arthropoda, Insecta, Hemiptera, Aphididae.